AUGGAUAUGUUUAAAAGAAAAGUCAAAGAAUGGGUGUAUUCUCUCAGCACUGACGACCACUAUGCAGAGUAUAACCCCGACCAAUCCCCCACUUUCAACAUGGGCAAACGUCUGGACAAUAAUAAUGGGCAAGCCAAUCCCUCCCAAAUGCAUCUGAAUAGCGUGGAUGAAGAAAUGAGCAUGGGAUUCCAAAACGGUACGACAUCCAAUGACGAUAUAAAUAUUGAUGAAUUUACUUCCGCGGACUCUAAUGACGGUGUUUCCGAAGCUCUCUUGGCUUGGAGACACAUCGAAUUUUGGACUAGUGAACACAAUCCAGACUUAAAUGCAACUUUGAGUGACCCUUGCACCCAAAACGAUAUCACUCAUGCUGAGGAAGACUUGGAAGUUAGCUUUCCCAGUUCGGUGAAGGCCUCCUUCAGAAUUCACGACGGGCAAGAAGAUUUGGAGUCGAUGACCGGUACUUCAGGCUUGUUUUAUGGACUCGAAUUAAUGACUUUAGAUCAGGUUGUAGCCAUGACUCAAGCUUGGAGAAACGUCGCAAAGAAUUUGAACAAAAGAUCCCAACAAGGCUUGUCACACGUCAAAUCCACGGGUUCCUCUUCAUCCAUGGAAAGACCACUCAGUAACAAGUUCAAGUUACCAAACAUCCCAGAUCAAAAAUCUAUUCCACCAAAUGCUGUACAACCGGUAUAUGCUCAUCCAGCUUGGAUCCCAUUAAUAUCGGAUAAUGCUGGUAACCAUAUCGGUGUAGACUUGGCACCCGGUCCCAACGGUAAAUAUGCUCAAGUCAUAACAUUUGGUAGAGACUUUGAUACCAAAUUCGUUGUUGCCGGAAAUUGGGGAGAGUUCUUACUAUUAUUUGCUAACGAUUUGGAAGCCGGUAAUUGGUAUUUGGUAGAUGACAACGAUGACUACUUUAGCGGUGAUGGUGAGUUGGUCUUUAGAGAUAAGAAAUCCAAUGGGCCCAUACAAGAUUAUUUUGAGGUUUUGAAAAGAAGAGCUUGGGUUAAAUACCAAGAAAACUUGAAGUUACAGCAACAGAAACCUCAACCUGAACCACCUCUUCAACAGCAAAAAUACGUGCCUGGCGCGCAAAAUAAACCGGAGGCGCCAGUGGCAAAUGAGCAACCUUCUACUUUUGGUGACGAAUCUAUAAAGGAUGAAGAUAUUGAUAGUGUAAACGCAAAAUCUAUCCAAAAUGGCGAAAUUCCAAAGCAUGCCACGAGCGCACCUAAUGAAACUUUAAGCUCCGCUGAAGUGGCAGCUGAGGCCAUAGAAACAGAGAAAAUCAGCCAAGUAGAGCAAGAAACCAAGGCCGAACAAAAGAACGACGAAGAACAAGAACAAGAACAAGAACAAGAACAAGAACAAGAAGCAGAAGCAGAAGCAGAAGCAGAAGCAGAAGAAGCAAAGGUAGAAGAAAGCGAAAAUGUUGAAGAUGAAGAUGUCGCUGAACCAAAAAAAGAUGAUAACGACAAUAACGAUAUAGGUGAAUUAACCGCCAAAGAGGGAGAAGAGGAAAAGAAAGAAGAAGAUGAUGAUGGUAAAGUUCGUAAAGUAAGAGAAGAAUUUGAAAACAUAGCCCUAUGA
Molecule: messenger RNA, 1593 nt
Organism: Saccharomyces eubayanus
Lineage: Eukaryota; Fungi; Ascomycota; Saccharomycetes; Saccharomycetales; Saccharomycetaceae
Gene: SMI1
Product: Smi1p
Exons: 1
Coding region: 1-1593 (530 amino acids)
Biological process (GO): regulation of fungal-type cell wall biogenesis; cell wall biogenesis
Cellular component (GO): mating projection tip
Source: RefSeq, a predicted model, not a curated record